Messenger RNA from Coprinopsis cinerea okayama7#130, 630 nucleotides. RefSeq lists its product as hypothetical. Lineage: Eukaryota; Fungi; Basidiomycota; Agaricomycetes; Agaricales; Psathyrellaceae. The transcript has 2 exons. The coding region runs from base 1 to 630 and encodes 209 amino acids. The record is from RefSeq and is a predicted model, not a curated record.
AUGGCCAAUGCCAGCAACGCAAAGGACAGCCCUGUCCCUUCGAUUUUCUCUUCCACUCGACACAGAUUCGGCAUGACCACCAAGCAACGCAACGAUGUUGCCACCAGAAUGAGCACAAUCCUCUCGAGCCCUAGCCUCUCCGGGAGUCAAAGAUGGUCGGAGCUCGCCGAGCGAUACGACCGCGAGAUCAAGGAGCUUCAAGAGGAAUGCCAAACCGCAGAGAUGAAGAGGGUCGAGACUGCACGUCAGGUGCUUCAGAGCAUCGAGGAAGAGAGGGCGAAGGUGGACGAGACGUUUCGGAAGCUGAAAGCUGAAGCUGUGUCGGCGAAGACGAAAUUGGGCGCGAAGAAGGCUGAAAUGGAGGAAAAGAAAAGAGAGAUGGAGGAGAACGAGAGGGUGGAACGUGAGCAGCUGGUGCGAGAGAGGGAGGAACUAGAGAAGCAAGAGGCAGAGCGAAGAGAGCGGCAGAGGCGGGAAAGGGAGGAGAAAGAGAUGAAGGAGAAAGAGAGGAUGAAAAGAGUCCAGAGAGAACUGGACGAGGCCAAGAGGGCCGAAGAGAAGGCUAGGCUGUGGGUUUCAGGGGACUGGCGAAUGCCCUCAGAAACGCAAGGGCGACGAUUCAAGGACUGA